GUAAAUACAAUAGGAGCUAUUCUCUCCUUUUACCUGCCAGUGAUCAUAAUGCUCUGUAUCUACCUAAAGAUUUUCCUUGUGGCACAGAGACAGGCACGCAGCAUCCAGAACACAAAUAUUGAUACUGUUUCACUUUUAAUGUUGGAAUCUCUGAACUGGCUUGCACUCUCCAAUUCAAUGCUCAAUCCUUUUAUUUAUGCUUUCUUUUACAGCUGGUUCAGAUCAGCUUUCAGGAUGAUCAUUUCUGGGAAAAUAUUUAAAG
Molecule: messenger RNA, 262 nt
Organism: Plectropomus leopardus (leopard coralgrouper)
Lineage: Eukaryota; Metazoa; Chordata; Actinopteri; Perciformes; Serranidae
Source: RefSeq, a predicted model, not a curated record